Messenger RNA from Nematolebias whitei (Rio pearlfish), 1478 nucleotides. It is a transcript of the gene apbb3, whose product is annotated as amyloid beta (A4) precursor protein-binding, family B, member 3. Gene Ontology annotation, molecular function: amyloid-beta binding; transcription factor binding. Bases 237 to 1478 code for a protein of 413 amino acids. Gene Ontology annotation, biological process: regulation of DNA-templated transcription. The record is from RefSeq and is a predicted model, not a curated record. Gene Ontology annotation, cellular component: nucleus; cytoplasm. Lineage: Eukaryota; Metazoa; Chordata; Actinopteri; Cyprinodontiformes; Rivulidae. The transcript is spliced from 13 exons.
UGAUGAUGUCAUCAGAAGGAGGAGAGCAUCCUUCAUCACACGGGGAGGCACAAGAGGAGAGGACACGGAGCAGAGAUAAAACAAAGGUGGAGAAGACUGAAGGUGUCUGAGAGGAGGACGGACAGUCAGACAGGCAGACAUACAAACAGGCAGACAGGCAGACAGACAGACUGUUGGAGGCAUUAGAGUCCGUCCUCUGGGCCUGGUACCAGAUCAGCUGAGAGGAGGGAGGAGCCAUGAUGGGCAAAGAUUACAUGUUGGCCAUCAUCAUCGUGAACUAUGACGACAACAUCUGGACUGACCAGAACCUCCUCCUGGAUCCAGACCUACCAUCUGGCUGGAGAACCAUCAAUGACUCAACAGGAACAUACUACUGGCACGUUCCCACCGGCGCCACCCAGUGGCAGCACCCUCGCCUUAUGGGGACACCACAGCCUCUUGAAAUGCAGCAGGAAGACGUGGCAGAGGAGAGUCCUGAAGCAGAGACAAACGGAGCUGAGGAGAACAGCUCUUCUUGGGACGAGGAUUAUUUUACCACCCAUGACCCUGAUGCAAAGUGUUUCGCCGUGCGCUCUCUCGGCUGGCUGCAGGUGGAGGAGGAGGACCUGUCCCCUGGUCGGAGCAGCCUUGCCGUCAGCAACGUCAUCCAGCAGCUGUCUCACUGCAGCAGCCCUGAGCAGAGAGACAGGUCGGGAGCGUGGGGGGAGGGUCAGGAGAUGAUGCUGGUUUUGAAGAAAGACACUUUGACCUUGUUGGACCCAUUAGACCACACCCCACUGCACUGUCAACCAAUUAUCAAUAUACGUGUGUGGGGGGUGGGCUGCAACAAUGGGAGGGACAGGGACUUUGCCUUUGUGGCGAGUGAUAAGGAUAGCUGUGUGCUGAAGUGCCACGUGUUUCGCUGUAAUGCUCCAGCCAAAACCAUCGCCACAGCACUCCAUGAGAUGUGUUCAAAGAUGAUGACUGAGAAGGUGCUGACGAGGCCGUCCCACUCUCUGACCAUGGACAGUAUCUCACCUGAGGACCUGCCCAGACACGUGGAGUUUCUGGAGGCAGUGCGGCAGCAGGUUCAGAAGUUUGAGGUCCAGUACAUCGGGAACCUGCCUGUGUCCAGAGCCAUGGGUAUGGAGGUGUUAAACAGAGCCAUAGAAAGCAUCAUGAACUCAACAGACCAGGAUGACUGGGAGCCCACGGUGAUCCAUGUCACAGAUAAAGUCCUGUCUCUGUGGAAAGGGGAGGACGGCGAUGAGCCUCUGUGGGAGUGUCAGGUCCGCUUUCUCACCUUCCUGGGCGUCGGCCAUGACAGUCACACCUUUGCUGUGAUCAUUGACGGCGGCACGCAGCAGUUCGAGUGUCACGUGUUUUGGUGUGAGCCGGACGCAGGAAUCCUCUCUGAGGCUGUCCAGGCUGCGUGUAUGGUAAAAUUUAAAAAAGUUUGUAAACUCAUUCAUCAGGUAGAUAAAAGCAAAAAUGGUUAA